UGCUAUCUAUUGUCACAUCAGAGAUACAUUAUAAUCAGUAGAAAGUGUAUUACGUUGCCCAUUAAACUAAUGAUCAUGUUUACAUUGACGUUGCGCAGGGGGUAUCUAGCUAGCUGUUAGCCUAUGAUGUCUAAUCAAAUAUGGUGGAUAAAUGAAGAUAUCUUACGCAGGCCGUUUACCUUUGAAAACAGUUGUCAUAGUUCCGGUCUGCUCUAGGGUUAGCAGCUAGAUCUGGUUUGCUUAGUUCAUUGACCUAAUAUGAACCGUCAAAAAAUUUGCGAGUGGGAUGUUUCCGUCUCUGGUCCAAUGCAAUGGUUGUGGAUGGGGCUGGCUUUUUCCUCGCUGAGUGGACCGUGGUGAAAUCACCCUUUCCUCUCGAUAGGCAGGUGGCUUAUAACUACAGCAGACGUUUAGCUUGAACUUAGACAGCAACAUAAAUUUCAGCCACCAUAACUUCAAGUUAAUGCUUGGAUUUCAAAUAGAAUAGGUUGCUAACUGGACAAUAAUUUAUGGUGAAAUCUUGUGUAACACUCCUGAUCUACCCUCCCGUCUUAUGCAAAUAAGAUGACAAACAGCUGUUCUCCUUAUUGGUGUCCAAUGACUACAUUUUGAUCUUAUUGGAACAAGUCUGGAUGCUGCAGGCUGUGUCCAGGCUGAGUAGAGCAGCGGUGCGUGUUAGGCGAGUGGCCGCCCAGGUCCAGGUCACCACUGUAACCAUGGCCCAGAAUCACCAGAGCUGCGGUACCUCCUGUCAACAGAAUGGGGGUGCUGUCACAGCAGCCAUCCUCAUCAUUGGGGAUGAGAUACUCAAGGGUCACACGGUGGACACUAACAGCGCCUUCCUGUCGCGAGCGCUGAGGAAGCUGGGAGUGUGUGUCCAGCGUGUCACAGUAAUCCCAGACCAGCAGGAGGUCAUCUCUAAGGAGGUGGCCCUCCUGGCCCCACAGUACACACACCUGCUCACCUCUGGGGGAAUAGGCCCCACCCACGACGACGUCACCUUCGAGGGUGUUGCUAUGGCGUUCGAGGAGGAACUGCAUGCCCACCCGGAGCUGACCCGUUUGGUGGAGGAGUUCUUUGGGGUGGUGGAUAGGGAGAAUGCAGCCAUGAAGCUAGCCAUGGUCCCCCGCUCGGCCAAGCUCAACUACGGCACUGACCCUCAGACUGGACAGCCACUACGCUACCCACUGGUGAGUGUGCAUAAUGUCUACAUCUUCCCUGGGAUCCCGUCUCUGUUGGAGAGAGCCUUCAACGGUCUGGAGCACCUGUUCGCUGGCUCAGGGACCACCUUCCACACACGAGAGGUGUUUGUGGAUGCAGACGAGGCGUUGAUCGCCCCGGUGCUGACCCGCCUGCAGGCGGGCUGGGGGAAGAGGGUGGCUCUGGGCUCCUACCCUGACUGGCUCAGUAACUACCACCGGGUCAGGCUGGUGCUGGAUUCAGACAGCUCUGAGGAGGCGGAGAAGGCCCGGGCUCAGCUGCUGGAGGAGAUGCCCAAAGGCAGUGUGGUUCCCCUGGUCACGGACCCUGUGUCCAUCGCUACUGAGGAGGUCUACACACUGGCCAACAGCGGCACACCACUGGGUGAUAAAGUGGCAAACGCUCUGAAGACCAUAGAGACUGCUCUGGAUCAGUAUUCGGCAGGGGAGAUCUGUGUGGGCUUCAAUGGAGGCAAAGACUGCACUGCUCUACUACAUCUAUAUUACGCUGCACUGAAACGGCGGUAUCCGGAGGGUAAGGACAAGGUAAAGGCUCUGUACAUUCGCAUCGUCUCUCCCUUCCCAGAGAUGGAGAGAUUCCUCCAGGACACAAUAAAGAGAUAUGACCUGGAGAUUUUCUCAGUGGAGGGCAGUAUUCGGCAGGCAUUGAGUGAGGUACAGGAGAGGAGGCCGGAGCUGAGAGCUGUAUGUAUGGGCACCAGGAGGAGUGAUCCCUACUCACACACACUCACACCCAUGUGUCUCACUGACCCUGGAUGGCCGGACUACAUGAGGGUCAACCCCCUGCUGGACUGGACAUAUCAUGACAUCUGGUCAUUCCUGAGGACUCUAUAUGUGCCCUACUGUAUUCUAUAUGAUAAAGGGUACACCUCAUUGGGCAGCAUGGACAACACCUGCCGAAACCCCGCCCUCCAAGUGGUGGAUGGGAGGGGCGUGAGCCGCUAUAGACCUGCCCACCACUUGGAGAAUGAGGAAAUGGAGCGUGACUCACGUGAAUGAUGUCACUUCCUUGUUUGUAACGUCAUGUCCUGAUCUUUUAUCCGCCCUUCCUGUUUGGGGCUCCAGGUAAGAGAUGCUUGUAGGGACAGACCUAGGAUCAGCAUAUCCUCCUCAAAUCCCAACCUUAACCAUUAGACAAAACUGAACAUACAGGCAACUUCUGAAGAGAGGGGAGGAAGGACAUGGAGAGGGAACAGAUGGAGGAAAGUGGAACAGACAAAGAACCAGAGACUGAUCGCAGAAUGAGUGAAUUUUGAAGGAAAAGUGUAUGUUUCUGAAUGGAAAACAUGUGCCUGAGUGUAUGUCUGAGUGGCUUAGAAUCUUAUGAUAUGGAUUUACAUGGUUUGUAAUAAAAUAUCAAUCUGUCACAA
This is a messenger RNA of Oncorhynchus gorbuscha (pink salmon), 2590 nucleotides long. Its product is annotated as FAD synthase-like. The record is from RefSeq and is a predicted model, not a curated record. Lineage: Eukaryota; Metazoa; Chordata; Actinopteri; Salmoniformes; Salmonidae. Gene Ontology annotation, molecular function: FMN adenylyltransferase activity. Gene Ontology annotation, biological process: FAD biosynthetic process. Bases 633 to 2219 code for a protein of 528 amino acids. The transcript has 10 exons.